AUGGAGCAGCUGCGGAGUCCGGUGAUGCGGCUGGGUUUCGACAUGUUCCGCGCCACCCUGAAAAUCGUCGACGACGAGGAGGGGAUUAAUCAGAACUUUGUCGUCGGCAUUUUCGCGGCCGCUGCCGCUGCCGGUCUGAUUUACGUUGGAUCGGGUGGAAAGACCGCCGACAAGCUGGCCAGUAUCCUGCAUUUUGAUAAACUGUUCGAGGCGCGCUGCACCCCCGAACUCAUCACCAUCGCCUUCCGCCAGGCGGUCGCCCAUCUCACCAAACGCGCCGAUGAACAUUUUCCGCUGCACGACAUGCAGAUGCGUUCGCCGUUCCAGCUAGUACUGGCCCAUCGUGCCUUCUUCCGCAAAGGCCUGCGCGUCACAACAGAAUUCUUCCACAACGCCAAAUCCUUCAGCGUGGACGUGGGCGAGAUCGCCGGGAUGGACGAUGACGAGGAUUUCGAGCGUCUCCGCAGCGACAUCAACACGUGGGUGCAGCGCAACACCCGCGGCCAAAUCACCGAAGCCCUACCACCGUUGACACAGGUCGAUCACAGCGAAGAACUGACCAAUAUGUUCUUGAUCAGCGUCACCUCCGUCCGCGGGCGGUGGCAGCAAGCCUUCACCGAGCAGGACGUACAGCUGCAAGACUUCACCAAUCUCGACGGCACCCGUGUGCGGACGCCGUUUCUGACGUGCGAAGCCAUGCAUCUGCCGUACUACCAGGAGGGGCGGUUGUGUUAUCAGUAUUUGGAGAUUCCGUAUGCCAAUAAUGAGGCGUCACUGUGUCUGAUUCUGCCGUGUCAGACGCAAACCGGGAAGCGGGUGACGUUGAGUGAGCUGGUGAAGAGGUUCAGUUUGGAGGAUUUCAAGAAUAUGGGGAUUCAGAAGACGUUGAGGAAGGUGGAUGUGCGGGUGCCCGUGUUUGAGAUCGAUCAUACGUUCGAUUUGAAGGAUUUUUUUGGGAAGUUGGGCGUGAAUAAUCCCGAGAACGCGGAUUUGUCCAGGAUCGUCAAUGAGCCGGUGCACAAUUUCCGCUUGACCGGCGCGUAUCACAAAUGCUCGUUCGGCAUCAAUGAAAAUGGCACGAGCGCGGAAUUCUUCAACGAAGCCAACAAAGACGACGACGAUUAUUACGGACGGCGGCGCGCCAACAGCGGCGAUGUGGCACCGGUCCGGCGCAGCCUACGGUCCACCGCCACCGAGACCGUUACGUUCCACGCCGACCGCCCGUUCAUCUUCUGCGUCCGCCACAAUCUCUCCGGGAUGAUUCUCUUUAUUGGCCGCGUGGUGGACCUCUCUGCCGCCGAACAGACCCGCGAUCUACCGGUGAAACAAUCCGCGACAACGCCGCUGAAAGCGCUGUGGCAAAAAUCCAAAGACUGGCUGGAAAACGAGACGGGACUGAUCGGGCGCAAACGAACCGGUUCCAUGUAG
Molecule: messenger RNA, 1428 nt
Organism: Paramacrobiotus metropolitanus
Lineage: Eukaryota; Metazoa; Tardigrada; Eutardigrada; Parachela; Macrobiotidae
Product: leukocyte elastase inhibitor A-like
Exons: 3
Coding region: 1-1428 (475 amino acids)
Molecular function (GO): serine-type endopeptidase inhibitor activity
Source: RefSeq, a predicted model, not a curated record